This is a messenger RNA of Besnoitia besnoiti, 1743 nucleotides long. RefSeq lists its product as uncharacterized. NCBI's taxonomy places the organism in Eukaryota, Apicomplexa, Conoidasida, Eucoccidiorida, Sarcocystidae. The coding region runs from base 1 to 1743 and encodes 580 amino acids. The transcript has a single exon. The record is from RefSeq and is a predicted model, not a curated record.
AUGUCUCAACCGGCGCUGCCUGUGGCGCCUCGGCACGCCUCGCUGCCAGCGGCCAGUCGCGGGCGCUGCUGCAGCGGCGGCGAUUUUUCCAGCGGUUCUCUCCGAGCGAGCCCCGCGCUUCCACAGCAGGACAGCCGCGCCGAAGGCCGUAGUGGCGGGACAGGCUUUCUGUCUCUCCUGUUUAAGCAGCUGUCGGCGCGGCUGGGCGCCUGCACCGAGGACUCACGGAGUCAGGACGCCCACACGGAGUUUCGCGUGUCUGCGGCUCCGCGUGGCGCCUUCGCGCCGGCUUCCACGUUCUUCAGAAGCCGAGACAGCCUGUGGUUGCCCACCGGCUGCGGGCGGGAGGAUACCGCGGCGACUCCCUCCUCCUCCUCGGCCGCCGCCGCAGAGCCUCCCUUGUCGGCGCCUCUCUGCGAAACGCUGCAGUUCUCGUUGUCGUGCGAACGCACGCCUCCUCGCCUCGAGGCAGGGCGCUCAGCUUCUCGAUCCCUCUCGAGUGCGUCGGUUUUUCCCUCUUGCAGCGGAGCAGCCAGCGGAGACUCGCCUCAGUCCAGCGGGCUGUCUCCCCCUCGAAGCCACAAGCCGUCGCUCCCCCCUGGCCUAAUUCGCACUGGAAACGCCGGGAUGCGCAGCCUACCUCCUGCAGGCUCGAAUUCUCCACUGAGCCCGUACCCCUCCCCCUACCUCGUUUCAAGCCCUGAGUUUUCUUUCCCGGAGGGAGCACGUCCCUGUUCAGAGGACACUGAAGAACUCUCCCCCCUGCGUGAGGAUGAACUGUCGAGACGCCUCCGCGUGCGCGACGCGUUUUCCGCGUCUGGUCGGGGAGCUUCUGCUUACCCUCCGCCCGCCCCCGCGCGGAAUUCCUGUGGUCAAAGACCGCUGCACACGCCGCCGUUCGCCGCGCGAGCGCCUCCCGCUGCGCCAUACCCCUACGGCGGCGCUUCCUCGUCGCCCAACGCUGCGGCUGCCUCUCUCGCGGCUCCACGAUUCACGCCAGCGCAAAGCGCGGCGCACACUCUCCGGCAGAACCUGCCGCCGCAGUCCGCCAGCACUCCAUCCUUUCCUCUGCUGGACGCAAGGCCUCCUCAGGCCGCGCCUGUCGUUUGCUCGCCGACGCAGACGACCCCCCCCCAAGGCGAGGCGCCCUCGGGCUCUCGCGCGCCGCUGUGGCCUGCGCGCGGCUCUGUCGGCGUUUCGCCUGCGAGCUCAGUUAACCCGCACCAGGGCGGGGGGUACGGCGCGCCGCAGCGCCCAGCGUUUCAAGUGUCGCCUGGCGAAUCCGUGUUCUCGCGCGCUGCAGCGGGCGCGUACGCCUUGCCCGGAGAUAGCUCGCAGGGCGGUCAGCAGGACGCGCAGACCGAGAGCGAGUCGCCUCCCUACAGCCCUUUCGUGGCGCGCUCCGCGCUGCGCAGUGUGGAGUUUGCGCUGGGCGACGACGCGUUUGAUCUUCGCGCCGCAGGGGACAGCCGGGCCUCUGCCCCCCCGGCCGAAGGUGCCCGGGGCGCGGGUUUGAGUCUUGCAAGGCGUGGCACAGGCGACAGGGAGGGCGGCAUUGCGCCAGGCGUCGUUCAGCUCGCACUCGACGUCUAUCAAGCCUGUCGCGCGCCUGCGGUGGACGACUUUGAGUUCUCGGUCGUGGGCGAUCCACUUUUCGACGAGCGGAGGCCCAAAGCGGAAGACCUCUCUGGAGGCACCCUGCGCCGGGCUCGGCGAAAGCUGGGCACGUGGAAACUUGCGUAG